This is a messenger RNA of Zonotrichia leucophrys gambelii, 2336 nucleotides long. RefSeq names its product neuraminidase 4 (gene NEU4). Gene Ontology annotation, cellular component: intracellular membrane-bounded organelle; cytoplasm; membrane. Lineage: Eukaryota; Metazoa; Chordata; Aves; Passeriformes; Passerellidae. Gene Ontology annotation, molecular function: exo-alpha-sialidase activity. The transcript is spliced from 4 exons. Bases 98 to 1564 code for a protein of 488 amino acids. The record is from RefSeq and is a predicted model, not a curated record. Gene Ontology annotation, biological process: oligosaccharide catabolic process; ganglioside catabolic process.
CACAGCUCUGCCCAGAGCCGGCGUCACUCCGUGGUGGGACACAGAGGGGACACGCAGCUGAGCGGGACACGCGCAUCCUUGUGCUGCAGCCGCUGCCAUGGGCUCCCGGCACUUCCCGGCGCGCACCGUGCUGUUCGAGAGGGAGUCCAGCGGGGUCACGUACCGAGUGCCCGCCCUGCUCUACCUGCCCUGCGGCUCCAAGCUGCUGGCCUUCGCCGAGGAGCGCCUCAGCGCCGACGAUGCCCACGCCAACCUGCUGGUGCUGCGCCGCGGCUCCAUCUACGGCACCUUCGUGGAGUGGGAAGACAUGCGUGUGCUGGAGACAGCCACGCUGCAGCACCACCGCUCCAUGAACCCCUGCCCGCUCUACGACGAGUUCACGGGCACCCUCUUCCUCUUCUUCAUCACGGUGCUGGGCAGGACGCCCGAAGCCUACCAGAUUGUCACCGGCCAGAACGUCACCCGCCUGUGCUGUGUCACCAGCGCUGACCAGGGCCUGAGCUGGAGCACGGCCACAGACCUGACACAGCAGGUCAUCGGGGCCACCAUCAAAGACUGGGCGACGUUCGCGCUGGGCCCCGGGCACGGCAUCCAGCUGCGCUCGGGCCGGCUGCUGGUGCCCGCCUACAGCUACCACAUCGACUGCAAGCAGUGCUUCGGGCAGCUCUGCAAGACCACCCCGCACUCCUUCGCCUUCUACAGCGACGACCACGGCCGCGCCUGGCGCUUCGGCGAGUUCAUCCCCAACCUGCAGUCGGGCGAGUGCCAGCUGGUGUCGGUGGAUGAGGAGGACGGAUCCAACGUGCUCUACUGCAACGCCCGCAGCCCGCUGGGCUUCAGGGUGCAGGCGCUGAGCACGGAUGACGGGGCCGUGUUCCACGGGGGGCAGCUGGUGCAGCGGCUGGUGGAGCCGCCCCACGGCUGUCACGGCAGCGUCAUCGGCUUCCCCGCACCGCUCGUGUAUGUCCCCGCUGCCUCCCGGGACACCGGGGUGCCCUCCCGGGGCUCGGGGUGCCGGCUGCUCCCCGGGGCGCUCCGGGGGUUUGGGCACCCGCACACCCAACAGGCAGGAUGUGCUGAGCUCCCCGCUGAGCCCCGUGAGCAUUGUGCCACCCCAGGGCAGCACGGUGAUGCCCACAGUGUCACCUCGGUGCGGGGGGACUCUGCAGCCACCCCCAGCCCCACUCCCUUCUUCCAAGCGCCGACGUGGAUCCUGUACUCGCACCCCACCAGCCCCAUGUCGCGGGUGAACAUGGGCGUCCACCUGAGCACCUUCCCCAGGGACGCCGAGAGCUGGACGGAGCCCUGGGUCAUCUACGAGGGCCCGAGCGCCUACUCGGACCUGGCGUGCCUGCAGCUGCCGCAGCGGGACGCGCCCCUGGCCGGCGGCACCGCCACCGCCUUCGCCUGCCUCUACGAGAACGGCGUGAGGAGUCCCUACGAGCAGAUCUCCUUCAGCAUGUUCACGCUGCACGACGUGCUCCAGAACAUCCCCCUGACAGCCGCUGCUCCCCCGCGGGGGAAGAGGAAGAGGAAGAGGAGGAGGAGCUGCUUCAUCUCCUAGAGCCCGCCCAGGGCAGCUCCCACCAUCACCACCCUGGAUCCUGGAGCAUCAGCCCUCGGCUGGGUCCUGCCACCGUCCGGCACGGCCACAGCACACGGAGGUGUGUCGCUGUCCCCUCAAUGGGGUUUGUCUCACUUUUAUUGCUGUUUUUAAAAUUCUAUUUUGGGUGGGGAGGCUUUUGCCCCCAGCUCUGGUGGUGUUCACAGAGGUCUCAGGACGAGGGAAGAGAUGAGAAUCUUGACUCCAUGUUUCAGAAGGCUGAUUUAUUAUUUUAUUAUAUAUAUUAUAUUAAAAUAUAAUUAUAUAUUAAAACUGUACUAAAAGGAUAGAAGAAAGUAAAUGAAUGAUAAUAAAAUCUUGUGACUGUCUAGAGAGUCCGAGCCAGCUGACUGUGAUUGGCCAUUAAUUAAAAACAACUGUGUGGAUCAAUCACAGAUCCACCUGUUGCAUUCCUCAGCAAUAGAUAAUCAUUGUUUACAUUUCAUUUCUGAGGCCUCUCAGCUUCUCAGGAGGAAAAAUCCUAGCAAAAGGAUUUUUCAUAAAAUAUGUCUGUGACACCGAGCCCAGCCUCAGGCUCCUCUCCAAGCAGGAGCCACCUCUGGAAACAAAUACUGGGGGGCAGCAGCAGCCGUGCAGGGGGAGGCAGCCAGGGGUUUGGGUUGGGGUAAAGUUCUGUCCCUUCAUUGUAGCUGGGAUGGGGCUGGGUUUUGUAUUUGGGCUGAUGAUAAAGAAACAUUUGUAUUGCAUUUCUGUCUGUCUGGGAUUUUAGUGA